CGCGGGCGCCACCUGGCGGGCGCGGUGAAGGGGCGGGGCUGCAGGCGGCGCCCGCGCGCGGCCCGGCUCGGUCUGAAACCAGCGCGGCAGGCAGCGAGGAGCACGGCGCUGCAGGGAUGCUGCAGGCGGGAGCACCAAACCCGGACUUACCCUGGGCAGGAGAAGUCCACACUGGGACAACCAUCAUGGCAGUGGAGUUUGACGGGGGCGUGGUGAUGGGUUCUGACUCCCGGGUGUCUGCAGGAGAGGCAGUGGUGAACCGAGUGUUUGACAAGCUGUCCCCCCUCCACCAGCGCAUCUACUGUGCACUCUCUGGGUCAGCCGCCGAUGCCCAAGCCGUGGCUGACAUGGCCGCCUACCAGCUGGAGCUCCAUGGGAUGGAACUGGAAGAACCUCCACUUGUUCUGGCUGCUGCAACCGUGGUGAGAAACAUCACCUAUAAAUACCGGGAGGACCUGUCUGCACAUCUCAUGGUAGCUGGCUGGGACCACCGCAAAGGGGGCCAGGUAUACGGAACCCUGGGAGGAAUGCUGACUCGACAGCCCUUUGCCAUCGGUGGCUCCGGCAGCACCUACAUCUACGGUUAUGUGGACGCAGCCUACAAACCAGGCAUGUCCCCUGAGGAGUGCAGGCGCUUCACCACAGAUGCUAUUGCUCUGGCCAUGAGCCGGGAUGGCUCUAGCGGGGGUGUCAUCUACCUGGUCACUAUUACAGCUGCUGGUGUGGACCAUCGAGUCAUCUUGGGCAAUGAGCUGCCGAAAUUCUACGAUGAGUGAAUCUUCCUCAGACUUCCCUUUCUUAUUUUGCAAUAAACGCUCUGGGGUCAGAACCUGCUAGGGUCAGUGGGACACCAGUGCUCAGGGAGAUGUAGCUUAGGGGAGGGGGCUUCUUCCCUCCCAGAUGUCAGCACACCCUUUUUAUUCUUGUGUCCAAGGUCUAAAAUGUCCUUCCUAGAGAAAGAAAGGGGGAGUACACUGGAAAUAUAAUGAGCCCUAAACAUGACAGGUCAUCAUGUACUGAGCGAUUCUGAAGUUUUAUAAACAAUAAAAAUUCUCAUUCUGAUGCCCAA
This is a messenger RNA of Lemur catta (Ring-tailed lemur), 1069 nucleotides long. RefSeq names its product proteasome 20S subunit beta 9 (gene PSMB9). The record is from RefSeq and is a predicted model, not a curated record. Bases 117 to 776 code for a protein of 219 amino acids. Lineage: Eukaryota; Metazoa; Chordata; Mammalia; Primates; Lemuridae. The transcript has 6 exons. Gene Ontology annotation, molecular function: threonine-type endopeptidase activity. Gene Ontology annotation, cellular component: proteasome core complex.